AUCGCCGAAACAUUCCAGCUUAAGCUGGCUAUUAUUGACUCAUCUUCAUUAAUUUACUAAGCGCGGGCGUGGUGUGUUGUUGUGUAUUUGAUAUUUUAGUUUAUUAUUAUGCUAGCAUUCAAAUUAAUUUUAUUUGCACUAGUAAUAUCUAAUGGCGUGUUAGGCCGUGACACUCGCAGAAGAAGCACAAGCCUCAAACAAGCUGAAGAUGAAUACAAGUAUAAUCACCCACCGACGCCGCAAGAAGCAAUACCAGUAGCAGUGGUCUAUGAAAAUGAAAGCAACCGCGAAGAUAAAUCAAUUACAGGUGAUAUUACACCAGAUAAAGGUACUGAUGAUGUGAGUACAGAGCCACAAAGUAAAUUAGAUUCAGAUGUAAAACCAGAAUCCACUUCCACUGUAAAAGUCAGUAAUGAUGAAAUAGAGCUUACGAAACCAUCUAACGUCGAGGAAAAAGAACUUAAAGUAACUACUUACAGACCUCAAAUAGAACGUCAUAUACCGGUAGCUGUUGUUUAUGAUCCAGAACCAACAUAUCAAAAGCCUAUAUCAAACAGAAAUAGGGCUACAAAUAAAAGAAAAAGAAUCCAAGAGCCUGCUGUGGAAGAAAAACAUACAGAAGAAGAAGAAGACAAUACUAGCUUUACUCCGCAAGUGAACGGACAUACUGGCCCUUUGAUUCCAUCUGCGAACAGAAAUGUAGACUUAGAUAAGAGGCGAAAACACCGCCGGCCUGUUGUGGAGAAGCAAACUGUUGCCACACCUAUUCUCAAUGGGACUAUAUUCACACUAUCAAAACAUCUGUCUAUUGAAACAGAGAUGCCAAGCAAUUUCCACAAACCUACUAAUGAAGAAGCUAAAGUUUCUCAUGGAAAGGAAAUCUCCACCAACCCAAUAGUAAAUAAACACGAACAAUUGAACACACAAGACGAAAUACAACGCGUUAAAUCAGAAAUAAAAAUAUCUAAAGACAGCAAAAAACGUCCUAGUAUAAUAGAAGAUAAAAACAAUCUAAUCGUUAAGGCUGAUAAAGCAAGAAAACCGAAUACAGACCAUAGUGAACAAUUUAAACGUGACAACUCAACACGAGUCCGUGAAGUAAUUCCAAUUGUUCAGUCCGAAAAUGUUGUAUUUUCACAUUCUGGAAACUUCAAAUACAGUUAUGAGGGAGGUGAUGGAACAAAAGCCUUCGAAGCGGGAGAACUCAAAACCUUUGAUGAUGAGACCGCCGGAGAAGCCGUCAGCGGUGGUUUUUCUUAUACGGCUAAAGAUGGCAACGAGUACAGCCUGUCCUACACAGCAGAUGAGAACGGCUACCGGCCCGUGGGCGCGCACCUGCCUACGCCGCCCCCCAUCCCGCCCGCCAUAGCACGUGCGCUCGCCUACUUAGCUACCAAGACAACUCCUGAACCGGUCACGGAGUCUUUAGCAGAAGAUGAUGCUUAAAUUAUUUAAGGAAUUUAAUUAUAGGUAAAGAAUGAGUAUUUUGAAAUUACAUUCUCUUUUAUUACGCCCCUCAGUCCUUCUAUACCACACAUGAAGUUAUUCUGCUACGAAGACUUAGGCAAGAGAGCUACAUUAAUCAUACCUUGUACAUUAUAACUUACACAGAUAAAGAGACUUGCUAGGUAUAAAGUAGUUGAGAAUUGUAAAGUUUUAUGAAAGUAGAAUUUUAUUAAUAUUUAAGAUCUCUAUAAAGAUUUCUAUCCUACAAAA
Messenger RNA from Leguminivora glycinivorella, 1716 nucleotides. RefSeq lists its product as uncharacterized. NCBI's taxonomy places the organism in Eukaryota, Metazoa, Arthropoda, Insecta, Lepidoptera, Tortricidae. The coding region runs from base 109 to 1446 and encodes 445 amino acids. Gene Ontology annotation, cellular component: chitin-based extracellular matrix. Gene Ontology annotation, molecular function: structural constituent of chitin-based larval cuticle. The record is from RefSeq and is a predicted model, not a curated record. The transcript is spliced from 3 exons.